AUGGGACUGCAGGUGCGGCGCUGCAGAAGCGGCUCUGAGACUGCAGAUGCAUCCAGAUGCGGAGCCGCAGAAGCGGCCUGUCCAUCGCAGGAGUGGAAUUCGAGUGUUCCUUCAGUUUCCGCUGAAGCGGUAAGGAAUCUGCAUAAGCGGCAGCCGCAGGUGCGGUUUAAGACCGCAGUAGCGGAACUCUUGGCUUUAAUGAAAAACCGCAGAAGCGCAUGUGUAUCAAAGGCAUGCGUAGACGGCCUAGAUGGGGGCUCCGAGCUACGGUCUUGCAGGCGAAGUCCUGAAACGGAUGGAGUAGAUGAUGAAGAUGGCUGCGAUCCCUAUGACUGUGACAUAGCUGGAUGCGAUCCAUGUGGCUGUGAUACAUAUGGUUGUGACCCAUAUGGCUGUGAUAUGGAUGGUUGCGAUCCAUGUAGCUGUGAUGAAGAUGGCUGCGAUUCAAGUGGAUGUGAGGCAGCUGGACUGUAUGAAGGACCUCAGUAUAGCUGUGUGGUGAAGGAUAAGACAUAUGCAUCUGUGAAGAGGCUGGAACUGAAGGAGUAG
Molecule: messenger RNA, 549 nt
Organism: Nicotiana attenuata
Lineage: Eukaryota; Viridiplantae; Streptophyta; Magnoliopsida; Solanales; Solanaceae
Exons: 5
Coding region: 1-549 (182 amino acids)
Source: RefSeq, a predicted model, not a curated record